Molecule: messenger RNA, 1129 nt
Organism: Arabidopsis thaliana (thale cress)
Lineage: Eukaryota; Viridiplantae; Streptophyta; Magnoliopsida; Brassicales; Brassicaceae
Product: basic helix-loop-helix (bHLH) DNA-binding superfamily protein
Exons: 2
Coding region: 137-829 (230 amino acids)
Biological process (GO): regulation of DNA-templated transcription
Cellular component (GO): nucleus
Molecular function (GO): DNA-binding transcription factor activity; protein dimerization activity
Source: RefSeq, marked reviewed
AUCUCCUCUCACUCUAAGCUUAUUUUCGUAUAAAUUAUAGUAUAGUCAUAUUCUUUUAGGACAGAACCCACCGAAAGAAAGCUCCAAACCCAACAAAAAGGGAGGCGGCGGAGAAGCAAACAACAGCAACAAAAAAAUGCAGCCAGAGGUUUCAGAUCAAAUAUUUUAUGCCUUCCUCACCGGAGGAUUAUGUGCCUCGUCUACUUCCACCACCGUGACGUCGUCGUCUGACCCUUUUGCCACGGUUUAUGAAGACAAAGCUCUUGCUUCUCUGAGGAACCAUAAAGAGGCUGAGCGAAAGAGAAGAGCAAGAAUCAAUUCCCAUCUCAACAAGCUCCGCAAGUUACUCUCUUGUAACUCCAAGACAGACAAAUCCACACUACUAGCAAAAGUGGUUCAACGAGUCAAAGAACUAAAACAACAAACCCUAGAAAUCACCGACGAAACAAUACCGUCGGAGACUGACGAAAUCAGUGUACUCAACAUUGAGGACUGUUCCAGAGGCGACGAUCGACGGAUAAUCUUUAAGGUAUCGUUUUGCUGCGAGGACCGGCCAGAGCUCUUGAAAGAUCUCAUGGAGACACUCAAAUCUCUUCAGAUGGAAACUCUCUUUGCCGACAUGACAACAGUCGGUGGUCGAACAAGAAACGUUCUCGUUGUGGCCGCUGACAAAGAGCAUCACGGCGUCCAGUCGGUGAAUUUUCUACAGAACGCACUCAAGUCUUUACUCGAACGGUCAAGCAAGUCGGUGAUGGUGGGACAUGGUGGUGGUGGUGGGGAAGAAAGGUUAAAACGACGUCGUGCGCUGGAUCACAUCAUAAUGGUCUGAUCUCGAUAUGACUUGAGCAAUUAUUUAGGGUUUAACUUUAUUAUAUAAUUAAUUAACGUGAGUAUAAUUACCACAAAUCUUUUGUUUUUUUUCUCAAAAAAAAAGAAGACUUUAUAUGGGUUUAGUUAUAAGUUUGAGUAAUGGGUGUAAACAUGUGUUGUAACUUGUAAGUAGGAAUUUGUGUGUUCUUUUCCGAUUCUUUUAGAAGAAAAUACAAAAAAAGAAAAGGAAACUAUAAUUUUGUACAAGUUAAAUCAAAUUUUAGGGGUACGUAAAGUAUAGGGUGAUGACGAAGAUUAU